GGAAUAAUAACCACACUUCCGGUGUUACGGAUUAGGAAGCGACCGUGUCAAUUGGCGACUUUUGAACCAACGCCGCAUUGUUUACUUUGUGUCGUGUAUGUUAUAAUGUGUCAGAGGGGUUGACCACAUUAAACCAAAGCGGCAUUCACGAGGACAGCUACACGUGACAAGUCCCCAGUGAACACGGUCGCCUGAUAAACCGUAACGGAGAUAACGUGACCGCGCGGCCGAAGACACAGACGUAACGUGUUCGCACACGCGCGUGCACGUCAAUCACACCUCAAUGAUGACUGCCUGCGAAAAUAAACUGGGUGUUGAGUCACAUUAAUUAUAAUUAGUGUGUUUAAGAGCACACAAAAAAGGUAUCGAGAGGUAUUUUUCACUUCUUAGUAAAAUGAUUUAUGUAAUAUAUAUGUAUAUAGAGAUAUUAUUUAUAUAUAUAUUAUUCAUAUAUAUUGCUUUUAAUGACAAAAUAAGCAUAUUCAUUAAUCUGUUGAUUAUCUUGUUUCUUAAUCAGAAAAGGGAGAACAAUGGUCUUCACUGAUCCGUGUGGAGACAUCAUCUGACUCUAUAUUUGUGUUCUCUCACAUAACAUGACCCGUAUUCACUUUAAUAAGGAGUUCAUUCAGAGUACCGUGCUGCAACAGCAGGUUCUAAACGCCGCCAUGAGUCCUCUGGUGCUUCUCCAAGAUGGCCGGUGGGCGACGCUCCGUCAGGUCUCCCGGUGGAGGCGUCGUUGUGACGUCAGCGUUGUGUUUGAGGCAGGAAUGUGUGAAGCGGCGGAGAAGGACCUGUACGCCGUCCUGGGAUCCAGCCCCUCCGACUCAGUCCAGCAGCUCAGACACCGGUACCAGCAGCUGGCCUUGCAGUGCCACCCGGACCGUCUCGGAGGUGGCAGUUCUUCCGAAGCAGAGUCUGGCGUGAAGAGGUUCCUGGAGGUGGACGCCGCGUGGAGGCUCCUGAGUGACCAGAGCAGCAGGAGGCAGUACGACCUGCGGAGGAGAGAACAGGAACUGAAACAGGAUUGGCCGGUGGACUCUACGGUCCACCUGGAGGACAUGACCUGGGACCAGGAUGAGCGAGUGCACGCGUACGGCUGUCGCUGCGGGGGAGGGUUCAACAUCUCGGAGGAGGAGGUGCAGGAGGAGGAGGCGCAGAGGAGGCGGCAGGGUGAAGCAGAGGAGGAGGAGGAGGAGCACAGCGGCGUGGUGGUCUGCUGCGACACGUGCUCCCUCAGCGUGUGCGUCACAUGGCCCUGACACAGGAAGACGUCAGAGGGCCAACGGUGAAAUAAGACCAGGACCCUUCUGCACAUGUGCAGACUGCUGUUACACACCUGUGCUGAAACAACAAGCCAGCAAGAGGAGCGCUAGUUAGCUAGUAUUUAAUAUAUUCCGAGUCACUAUCGGAAAGUUAAAACAACUAGAAAUGCAACAUCUCCUUUGACUUAUUGAUCUAGUAUGAAGUGCUCUUGGAUAACGGUUUUCUCUUUGACAUGUUGAAGUGAUUUGAUCCUCUCAGCUACAUUGACAUCGUUUGCAGUUCAGCAAAGUUAAUUUGAAUUGUAUUGUUUUUAUCUUAUUGUAUUAUGUCAUUGUAAAAUGUAUAAUGUUUGGGCAUUUGUUUCGUAAAAUGAUAAAAUACAAUAUCAAUAAAAUAUAUUUGUUUUUAUA
This is a messenger RNA of Pseudoliparis swirei, 1673 nucleotides long. RefSeq names its product DnaJ (Hsp40) homolog, subfamily C, member 24 (gene dnajc24). Gene Ontology annotation, molecular function: ferrous iron binding; ATPase activator activity. The transcript is spliced from 4 exons. Gene Ontology annotation, biological process: positive regulation of ATP-dependent activity. The coding region runs from base 594 to 1259 and encodes 221 amino acids. Lineage: Eukaryota; Metazoa; Chordata; Actinopteri; Perciformes; Liparidae. The record is from RefSeq and is a predicted model, not a curated record.